UUAUUCGGCAGCGCAGACGGGCGUCGGGCAGCGUCGCGCCAUCCGUGCGAGCAAGCGGGCAGCCAUGUGGCUGCUGAUAGCGCUCCUCGCGCCGACGAGCCACGCAGCCAUUAAGGUAGACAAGAAGCUCGAGGGCGAGUAUGGGUUGAGGUGCAGCGAGUGCGUUCUAACAGCACACCACGCGCAGUACACGAUCAAGGACCUCCUUUUAAGGGACGAGCGCUGGAGCGCACACAAAUGGCUUGAUCAAUUAUAUGCGGCCUGCGAGCGGCGGCAUCCCGAUGAAAGGCCCAUGUGUUUCGUGUUUGCGCGGCAGCACGGCGAUAUUGUUGCGCGAGAACUCGUCGAGCUCGUCGAGGACGCUGAUAGUACAGAAGACUCAACAAUAGCGACGCCGGACGCCGUGGCCAAGGCCCUCUGCGCCCACGACGGCUUGACCGGCGUGUGUCCGAAGAACGCGCACGCCUUCCGAGCGAAAGCCGCAGGCACGUCGAACAGCGAGACGCAAAUCGCGGUCCGGAACGCGCGGAAAGUCGGGCCCGUCGAGGUCCACGAAAUAGACAUAAAUCUGGUGGAUAGGGAGGGCUGCGCGCCGUCGGAAAUCGAAGGCACCGACGCCCUGGUCUACGUCGUGCGGCCCGGCGAGGAGGCCUUGGUCGUAACUUCAAAGCGCCAGCCGCGCCCCGGCGACGCCGCGGACUACUCGCAGACGUAUCUGCGCAUCAAGCCCCAAUUCGCGCCCUGCGGCGACGGCACGGACUACUACGUAGAUCGGUCGCGGCGCUUCUGGGCGGUCGACGUCUCUGACUCGCGUGAUUUCGACGAGGCCGCGGCCCGGUCGGAGACGAACCGGCCGCUCCGCGUCGACGCCGCGACGGCCCGCGCGCCCGCGGAUCCGCUCCCCGCGGGCCUCCCGCCCCGUAAGAAGAAGCGGCGGCGGCGGGAGCUCUAA
Messenger RNA from Pelagomonas calceolata, 952 nucleotides. Lineage: Eukaryota; Pelagophyceae; Pelagomonadales; Pelagomonadaceae. The record is from the annotation of a GenBank genome assembly.